Messenger RNA from Impatiens glandulifera, 738 nucleotides. RefSeq lists its product as uncharacterized. Bases 58 to 654 code for a protein of 198 amino acids. NCBI's taxonomy places the organism in Eukaryota, Viridiplantae, Streptophyta, Magnoliopsida, Ericales, Balsaminaceae. The transcript has a single exon. The record is from RefSeq and is a predicted model, not a curated record.
CUUCAAUUGCCGGAGUAUUUUUCUUUCUCUCUCUAAGAAUCUCAUCUCAUUUCUGUAAUGGAGAUCUUCAAUGAUUGUUCAUGUAAGAUGGGAGAUUACAUCGGUACUGAGAGCUGUGUCGAUCUCGGAAUCGAGAUCGGUAACGAUGAGAAGAUCGGCGACGGCGUCGGCGUCGGCGGAGAUGUUACGCGUCAGAUAUCGUCGGAGUUGAAGAGGAAGGAGAAGACGAAGAAGAAUUAUCCGCCGCCGAUUCCAUUACUUGCUCGGACGGAGAAUCUAGCGGCGCAUAUGCCAUGGAAUUUACGAAGGUAUUAUACUGACGAUGGUAGAUUGAUUAUUGAAAGAGAGAAAGUUCGUCAUCAUGAGUAUUUUCAAGCUUAUCGCUCCGGCGGACGGUUAACUCUUUGGUUAGUUCCUUUGGACGACGUCGUUUAUCCGAAUCAGCCUCCGUCGCCGGAGGCGGAUGCGGUUACCGAUGAGAAGGACGGUCAGGAUGAAGUAAAAGAUGAUCCGACGGUUGAGAACGAUGAUGAUGAUGAUGGGAAGUUGGUUAUAUCGGGAAGUCCGGCAGGGGGAGCGUGCUGUAAUUUCAGCAGAGAUUUUGAGACGACGUCGUUUUACAAGGUGCCAUCGGUUAGGCCGGUUUAUAUAUAAAACGGCAAUUUCUUUUCUUCCAAUUUUGCGGGUUUUUUUUUAAUAAGUUUUUGAGUUUGUAUGAGGAUUGGAUUUGUUUUUGUA